GUGAGAACGGCAGCAGCAGCCAAAAAGUGAUUCACGCUCUCCAACGGCAACAGUAAUUUUAACGAAUAGAAAUUAUUUUCGCAUUUGCCGCCGCGCGUUAGAAAAUUAACAAAAUAUAUAUUUUAAUAGGUCGCCGCGAGUGAUUUUGGAAAGUGCAAAAAGAAAAAAAAACGGGCCGCUACGUUUGCGUCGGCUCAAAACUCAGAGUGCGCGUGUGUGUGAGCGUGUGCAUGUGUGUGUGAGAAAGGAGGAGGAGAAGCAACACACGAAAGAAAAAAGUGAAAAAAGUGUACAGACGACGCGCAGACGCAAUACAAAAAAAAUCUGCACUGGCAUAAUUAAAAGCAACGAAAAAGCGAGUGAAAAUUAAUUAACUACAGGCGCAAAUAUCGCCAAAAACAACAAAAAAACACAAGUUGGUCAACAAGCAGAACAGAAAACGACUUUAAAAUGGGUUGUGCCGUGAGUACAGCACGAGAUAAAGAAGCCAUCGAACGUUCGAAAAACAUCGACCGGGUGCUCAGAGCUGAAGGAGAACGCGCCGCAUCUGAGGUUAAAUUACUGCUGCUGGGUGCCGGCGAAUCCGGCAAAUCGACAAUAGUCAAACAGAUGAAGAUCAUACACGAGACGGGCUACUCGCAGGAGGAGUGCGAGGAAUAUCGCCGUGUCGUCUACAGCAACACCGUACAGAGCCUGAUGGUCAUCAUCCGUGCCAUGGGCAGGCUAAAGAUUGAGUUUGCGGAUCCGGGCAAAACAGAGAUCGCACGCCAGUUUUUCACACACGCCUCGGCGGCAGACGAGGACAUCCUGCUGCCGGAGAUUGUGCUGCUGAUGAAGAAACUCUGGUCGGAUGCCGGUGUGCAGCAAUCAUUUUCGCGCUCUCGCGAAUAUCAGCUAAACGACUCGGCCGGUUACUAUCUGAACUCACUGGAUCGCAUUGCGCAACCCAAUUAUAUACCCACACAGCAGGAUGUGCUUCGCACACGUGUCAAGACCACAGGCAUCAUUGAGACGCAUUUCAGCUGCAAACAGUUGCAUUUCAAACUUUUUGAUGUGGGCGGUCAGCGCUCGGAGCGUAAAAAGUGGAUUCACUGCUUUGAAGGCGUCACAGCCAUCAUUUUCUGUGUGGCGCUCUCAGGUUACGACUUGGUUUUGGCUGAAGAUGAGGAAAUGAAUCGUAUGAUUGAAUCACUCAAACUCUUCGAUUCCAUAUGCAAUUCGAAAUGGUUUGUGGAAACGUCCAUAAUACUCUUCUUGAACAAAAAGGAUUUGUUCGAGGAGAAAAUCAAGCGAUCUCCCCUAACGAUAUGCUUUCCGGAAUACACAGGUUCGAAUACGUUCGAGGAGGCCGCCAAUUAUAUACGCAUGAAAUUCGAAAAUCUCAACAAACGAAAAGACCAAAAAGAAAUCUAUACGCAUCUAACCUGCGCCACAGAUACAAACAAUGUGAAAUUUGUAUUCGAUGCGGUUACCGAUGUCAUCAUCAAGAACAAUCUGAAACAAAUUGGCCUCUUCUAAAUACGAUUAAGAGUGCGUCUUAGUAUUAAAAGGAAAAACACCCGCAAACAUUUCCAUUACAAUAUAAUUAAUUUACUAUAAAUACAUAUACACAUAUAUCUAUAUAUAUACGCAUAUAUCUAUAUAUAUAUAUAUUUGUAAUCUGUAUUUUAUGUAUAUACACAUGUAUAUGCUGGAAAAAAAGACGAAAUUUAAAAUGCUUUACAAGCUCUUGAGAUAAACCUACUUAUUAUAAACCGAUUUUGUUGCCAAUAGUCGAGGAACAAAUAACUAACUGCAAUUAAUUAAGUUAACAGUUAAAACUGCUUUGCUAUAAGUGAACUAAUUAAAAUACGUUUGUAUUUAUGCUAAUUUAACAAGUGUAAAGUAGACGCCAGGAGCUUGGUAAAGAUAGCUGUCCAGAUUUCUGAACGCCGUAAAAUACAUCCGAAAUUUGGCCAGCUAACUUUGCGCUUAUUUAAGCUUAAUAAUAAUAACAAUUGAUGUGACUAAAUUGCAUGGCGCAAAAUCAGUGGACUUUUAACCGAUUUUUAUCCUUUUUCCGCAAUGCAUUUUGGCCACGUUUUGAUUUUUGCUGUAAAACUGUCAGACGACGCCGCCACGUUGAAUUUGCCAAGAGAGUGAGCGCGGGCCUCAUUUUUGUAAGCCCUUUACAUUUAACUAGAAAUUUUACUAAUUUUUUAGUAAUAGCUUAAAUAAAGAUAAAAUACAACGACCUAAA
Drosophila grimshawi is the source of this 2239-nucleotide messenger RNA. It is a transcript of the gene Galphai, whose product is annotated as G protein alpha i subunit. The transcript is spliced from 5 exons. The record is from RefSeq and is a predicted model, not a curated record. The coding region runs from base 451 to 1518 and encodes 355 amino acids. Gene Ontology annotation, biological process: adenylate cyclase-modulating G protein-coupled receptor signaling pathway. Lineage: Eukaryota; Metazoa; Arthropoda; Insecta; Diptera; Drosophilidae. Gene Ontology annotation, molecular function: GTP binding; G protein-coupled receptor binding; GTPase activity. Gene Ontology annotation, cellular component: heterotrimeric G-protein complex.